UGAUUACAAUUUAAAUUUCGGUUUGCAAUCACAGUCCAACUUUAUUCUUGGUUAAAGUUCUUCUUCUAAAAAUUCAAGCUUCAAUCCCUUUCAGACAUCUAACUCCGCAGAAAGAACCACCUAUUUCCACCAGUUAAGGGUAGCACUAGGAUUUAUUUACUUUCUCACUUCCAUGUCCCGUGUCACGGGUAUCGUCUGUGAAAUGAUUCCCACUGCUACAAGUCGCUCAGCACAGGAACUCGAGCGUCAGCAAACUCUUUCCCCUUUUUUCGGACUAACCCACCACCCGACACCAGACGUGAGUGCGUUUCGUUGAGUCUGUGUGUGUGUGGGUCCACACAGCAUACGCUUGAAACUCCCGCAAGGGAAGGGAAACAAAAACCGGCAUUUCUAUGCUACGGUCGGGAGACAGCAAAAGCGAAGCAUAAACUCACCCCAGCGAGAGUGGUUGGAAACUGUGGUGGUAAAUCUUUUAAAGGGAAAAAAAACGUCUGGCGAAUGCAUUUUAAAUUAAUCGCUCUGGCACUCAGCAUCGACAGUCGCUGUUUGACGAGCAGCCGGGUUGGUCGGGUGUGUUACGUUUGUGCGAGAUCGUGAGACGUUGCGUUUGUUUUUCUGUGCGUCACGUGCGUGUUUACAUUGUAUAGAAAGAAGUUGAAGAAAAAAAUAUACACGAAGGAUGACAUACCUUCGUUAGGCGCCUUCUGCGACGCGAAAAAGGCUACGCGCAUUAUGCGCAGAUUCGGCGCAAUGUAACGCGAAAUGCCAUCCGUCAGUGGAACGCAAACGAUCGAUCAUCGCCGACCGAAUGUCGUUUUUACACAAUGCGCUUUCGAUUAUGAUCGAAACGAUGAAAACAAAACAUAAUCAUAAAAUGUUCAGUGACGAUGAUGAUUGCAAAAUUGAUUUUCGUCCAAAGUGUCGUUCGGCUCAUUAAAUUGGCACGUAAUUUGUUGUGGGCCUUUCACACCAUUGUGGUGCGGUGCGGUUAGUUCGCGAUCAGCCCGAGCAGGCGAUCAGUGAAAUUGCUUGUUGGCAUUUAAUUUUACUGGUGAUUGUGAUAAUGAGCCCAGGGCAUGAGUGAAUUUUAUUGGUGGUCCAUUCGGGGGCUAGUUCUUUGAUUCGAUACGGGGUUUGCAUUGUUGCUGACCUUCAGUGAGCUGAUCGGGAAGGUGUUGUGUGCGUGUGUGUCUAUACAAGUGAUUGUGAUUGUGAGAAAAAAGAAGAAGAAAAGUCAUUCAAGCUUGCGUUCGUUUUUUGAAGUCCCCAAAACGGGAGCAAAAUAAUUAGUGCACUAUUUUAUGCGAACCGUGAUUCUUAUCUUGAUGAGCAGUUUGUGCGUCAGUUUUCUUUUCCGGCUGUCUUUUUGUUCUCUCGAAAUGCUUUUGUGUUAGUUUUAUCGUUUAAUUCGUUUGUCGAAAAAAGACAAGCUGAGCCUAUCUUAUGGUAGCUCUUGUUUAAGAGAUAAUACGCCCCAGAUAAGUCCGUUCAUACACGUAAUAUUACUCGUAAAGUUAGUGGAGCAAUUUGGAAAGAAAGAAAAAUACCUCCACAUGCAGACGCAGCGCAUAGGGCGCACUUUUAUGUUUUCACAUGCCAGAGCACAAGCUGUUUUGCAUCCUUCAACGUCGGACCAUUGGUGCUGGUGCUGCUGACUGGUCAGAUUCCCUUCCCAAAAACCUGCGCCAACAAGUCUUGGAGUGGCACAAAGCAGAAAGGACAACAAUCGACACGGAGCGUACUUUGUGACCAGCCAGGCCCGCCAAUCAUUCAACAAAGUUUCAUUUUCAUGAAAUGGACCGCAAGAAUGGCACAAAACUAUCAACAACGGGAAGCACUAGAAGAAAAUCUUCCUUCAAAUCGAUUGCUUCCAGUGAACCAAAAGAAACCCAACCGGAACGUAAUGGUGGCAAAGUGGAACGUAACGCCAGCAGCAUUCCACUUCAACAAAACACCCUACACUAUGCAGCCAACUUUGCCUCGGUGCAUCGUCCUCGGCAGAUAAGCAGCAUAGCGGCGAUCAAAAGAACGGCCAGCCAGAAUGUGGCUCAGGAUACAUCGGCGGUCGUCUUUAGCGUGGACCCGGACAGCCAGCCAUCGGGUCAGAACGCUUACCCACACCAAAAGCGACACCCGAGGUACAGCCAGCCCAGCAAAGCCGUACCGAUGCCACAGCGCCCGGAAGCGCACGGAAAUAAUGGUCCGAUAGGCCGAUCGAAUGCUAAAGUAGCUCUGACGUACACGGACCAACCGUCCGGCCGAAAUCUGCACCCGGUUGGCUCCGGUGUCGGUGGCGAAAACAAUGGCAGAAUAUUUAAUCAACCGACGCUUCCGCUGCCGGUGCAGAUUCCGAAUCCUUACGCUUAUACGUCGUCACCUGCGGUGCCUACGGUGACGGGCCCAGCAAAUUAUGGUGCCCAGCAGUUGCAGUACAGACCGGCGCAUCAGCAACCGGUAACACAAAAGACUGAUUAUCUGCAGCCGUCGUCUGGUGGCAUCAGACAGGGCGUAAAUCAAAAGUCCUCAAGCUCGACAGGCAUGCCGGCAGGGGUUGGAGAUGGCUGUCGACGGGUUGCUACUCAACCGGCCGGUACCGGGACUGGUAGUCGUUUCACGAAACACCAAUCAACCUUGGCACCAGCACAAACUGGCCUUGCUGCUGGGAAGCUAACAUCGAAGCUGCUGAAUGACAUCUACGAAAAACACUUGUUGAGCCAAACUACCUUCGAGGUGGGCACGAACGGGCUAACAAGUUCCUCCCCAGCAGUGAAAGCACCCAACAACUCACCGGGCAAACACAACUCCACCGAAGUGACUCGAACGCUAACGAAGAGUGACACCCGGUUGCGUGCCACGUCGAAAACCACGGCAAAGGAAGGUACAUCCGUUGCGCUGUACGAUCCAACCCUACGAACUGCCGAAACGGGUGAACUUAAUUUGUACGAGUCCGUGCGCAGCAAUUAUCACAUAUACGAAAAGAUUGACUCGCGAAGAUCUUCUCUCGGCGGUACCGCAACUCCACCGGUAGCAUCAUGCGCCUCGUCUGUGGCAUCCUCGCUAGAACAAUACGUACGUCCGGUGGCUCCACAUCUUGCUCCUCCGCCACUACAUCCCCGUCCCAAAUCACACCCUUCCGGUGGGUUAGAAUCAGAAUCGAAUGUCACGACGAACGAACUACAAAAAUCAAUACAGUUUAGACUAGCAACGAACAGUUCCGGUGGCUCCAGCGUUCUUUCACCGAUCCAAGAACGUCCUCCAUUACCACCGGCGACUGGUAGCAGAACUUUGGUACCUUCACAAAGAAGUUCAUCCACACGUUCUGAACGGGUCAAUAUUGCACUGGAAACGGCCAAAGCAAUUGCAACGGCAGCAUACAUCGAGAGAGCUGCACAACGAUUGGCUUCCGGCGGUAGCGAAAUUGCACCGGUAACGAAAAACGGCACCACGGAAAUGAGUGCGAACGGUGGUUUCUGUGGAGCGAUCCAGCGGGCACCGCCACCGAUACCGGCCGGCCUUGCCCGUCGGAUGGCGAACCGGGAGAAUAUCGGCCUAGGCAAGGUUAAAGUCAUGCUCCGAGUGUCCGAUGAUCCACCGAGGCAAGCGUCUACCGGUGAACAGCAGGACCAGCCGGCGCCGGGAUCGAGUUCGGGCACGACAGCACCCACCUACCUGACCGUGGACAAAAAGAAGCGUCAGGUGACGCUUACCGAGACGCAAAGCAGUGCAACGAUGGCUCCAUCCGAGCGUGGACCGAUGGUGUCCGCACCGAAAAUGUUUGCAUUCGAUGCAUUAUUUACGACCGAGGACUCGCAGCAAGACAUCUGCGGAACGGCACUGUCAGAGGUGAUACCGGCCGUGCUAGAAGGAUCAGAUGGUUGUCUCCUAUCACUAGGAUACCCGGGAGCAGGUCAAUCACGCACCAUGUUCGGCACGGUGACAUCUCCCCCGGGAGAUCUCGGCGCAAUACCGUGCGCCAUCUCAUGGCUCUACAAGGGUAUUAAUGAGAAACGUCAAAAAUCGGGCGCCCGGUUUUCCGUGCGUGUCAGUGCACUCGGCGUGAACGCAACGAAACCGGGCUCAUCCUCGAGGGAUCUGCUAGCCGGACAUGCGACAGAAUCGGACGAUUCGCCCGGAAUGUAUUUGAGGGGAGAUUUUCUCGGCCGACCAACGGAACUACGAGCGCCAACAGCGGAACGGGCUGCACUCUUUCUCGAUCUGGCCUUAUCGGGACGAUCGCAGUGCAAUUUCGAACCGGCCUUAAUCUACACGCUGCACGUCUACCAGUACAGCUUGUCGGGAAAGCGAGGUGUUGAGGGUGGAAGAAGCCGACUGCAUCUGAUCGAUCUUGGAGGAUGUGCGAAUCGUAACGGAGGUCUACCAUUGUCUGGUAUUGGGAACGUUCUGCUUGCGAUACUGAGCGGCCAAAAGCAUCCCCCAAACAGGGACCAUCCACUGACACCUUUACUACGAGACUGCCUUGCACCUAUCACCUGUCAUGUGGCUGUUGUGGCACAUGUAGCUCACACACAGACACAUACGGAUACGCUCACGACCAUUCAGCUUGCCUCGCGCAUCCAUCGGAUGCGACGAAGACUGCGGCCACGGAAUCAUCUACUAGGAGACAAAGGACUGAACAACGGAUCCUCCGGACAUCAGUCGGGUGGAUCGUCCGAGGGUCCGGACCCUUCCAGUUCUGACUUUUCGCAGGACACCGUCAUCUACAUGGGACCCUGCGACGAUCCAACGGACGGUGAACAUCCGCCUGUGUAUCUUCCCAGCCUAAACUCGGGCGACAAUCGGUGCGCAAUGAACAAGGCACUUAAGGGUUCGGUGGCGGAAAAGGGACCCUGUACGGCGACACCUUCACCGAAGAAGAAAAUUUCUACGGCUAAUGCUUCCAAAGCAGCUCAACCAACGAAUGCUCCCGUCACGAGUAACGUUGCCACCGUAGUUCCUGGACGUACUGAUAGUCUGAAGCGCAACCAGCACCCAUACGCUCACCAGCAAGUUCAAGGCACCGAUCUGGUCUCGAACGCCAUUCAGAUACCGUCCCAACAUGCCUCUCCCAAAGUGAUAGCGGGAGCCUUUAAGCAUGUGUCUGGCGUCAGUAAAGGCUCCAACAUCCCUACGCCAAAGGGUUCACCCAUGAGACGGCCCAAUGCGGGACCAUCCGUCACUACCGUUGGUACGUCCGCCAACCAUGGGUCAGCCCGCGAAAGUCCAUCACGACAAAUUAGCGAAGAAAAGUGGAUCGAUGGUCCGCGCGUAUCGAAAUCGAAGGUACACGAAGCGCGCCACUUGAUGCGUGAGAUCAAUCACGUCAAGAAGUGUGAAACGUGGGUCGAUGGUCCACGGACACACAGUGCACAGCCGCAUGCGAGUCAUACGCAACUCCCGUCAGCUAAUGCAGCGGUGGCUGCCGCUAUUAACAUUGCCGGUGGAUAUGGGUUCAUGGAUACGCACAAGAAAAACAUGAUCCGCCAGUGGGUCGAAAAUCAAUCCAUCCAGCUACUGCAACAGUCCAUGUCGGCUAAUAAUUCACCAAUGCACACAAAACACCACACCACCUACAGUCUGCCAAAGUUUAAACCGAGCCGUUCGGAUGAGGAUGGUUUCCUGACACUCGAACUCGAUCGUGGUGGUGGUGGCGGAGAUGAGUUAGUUAAUCCGAUCGCUAUGAGAGGCUUUACAGCUGCCACUACCAUUGCUGCUAACAGUUCUGAAAGUCACGUACGAACAGGGUUGAAACAGGGUUACAGUCUCGAUGCGGAACAGAUGCCAGUGCCAACAGUGUCCACUCAAUCCGCACUUCAUCACCAACAGCCACAGAAUCAACCACUGUACGCUUCCAUUACUCUUGCGUCUAAGAUGUCUAAUGUAGCUGCAGCUACAACGAUGACAUCUACGAGCUCGCUUCAUGACAAUCAUUCGGAACGAUCGCGGACAACAUCGCAGGCAAGUGACAGGGCAUCGCACACGCAACAGCAGCAAACGGACGGGACCACCCAGGAGGAAGAGGACCAAGACAGUGGACCAUCGGAAGUACCUCCAGCCUUACCGCUAAUGGAUCCGCUAGGUUCGCGAGAAAUCUCACACGAAAGCAUACACAUGCUGUGUUCGAGACAUGCCUCCAGAGAUGACGCUAUGAGUGUGCACAGCCACAACAGUCACAAUAUCGGCAUGAUGGACUGUGGGCUGCAGGUGACGGAGGACGAAAUUGCGAAGGCAAUGAAGGGCGAGCAUCCGCUGAGCGCCCUGAGUCAUGGUGAGUUGUCCAUUGUAUCGAGCUUCAAUGUUGGUGGAGAUGUCUUUAGUGAUUGUGUAAUCGGCGAUAAUAUGAGGAGCCAAUUUGACCAACUCGCGCGACUACGCGAAAUCUUCACCUCCCAGCUAGCGAUGGCCGAGGUGACACCUUCCUUCCGGCUAGGAGAUACGAACAGCGUCUACAGUGAGCCUGCCUACCGGUUCAAUGCCGGCCCGGGGAGUGUCUGCAGUGAACCGGCCUACCGUCCACCGAGUCCUCGCUGUCGUGACUGUCGGCAAUCGAUGACCAUGUCCCGCACACCAAGCCAAAGUUCUCUACCGAGUUUGACGGGAAUCGUAGCGAUUGCCGGUAUGGAACAGUAUGCCUCGCUUCGCCAUCCGGACGGUGCCUCCGACCCAAACCUACCAAAGUUGGAAAAAACUACAGACGAUCUGAUGAUGGACUCGGAGGAACCACACACGCACAUCCGAGAGAAUCCCCUCUCCGAGCUACUCUGCCAGAGUGAGGACGAUGAUGGUCAGCUCAAGGGACCAACUUCGAGCCUUCUCCCUCCACAGAAUCUUCCCACCCUUCCUCUACUACCUCUCUCUACCCCGGAAGCGUACGACAGUGGCCAUGACUCGACACCGCGUACUUCGAAACAUUCGGGCAUUUCGAGACGCGCCGAGAGUGGAUACCACAGUGUUGGAACUGUACGUGACAGCGAUGAGUCGAGCUUUGGUUCUGCCGCAUCCAGGGCACACCAGAAGUCGGCCGGUGCGAGUGGGAAGAAACGUAACCGGGCCGACAACAAAUCGCUCUGCCACUGGUUACGGAACCCGUUCAACUGCACGUACCCGGACACGGAGGGUGAAAUCAGUGACUUCUAGAACGCGAGAGACUCGCUGACCGUUCGAUGUGCUAUAGCUAAUUUUAUCCGUUAUCGUCGUGACCGCGCAUGGCUGCUAUCGGUGUCGUCGGAUUGUUUUUUGAUGUGUAUUUGUGAAGCCUGCAUUCCGAAUCGCCUAACUGCUGACAAUAAGAAGAAGUUACUCAAAUCGAUCGCUUCCUGCAAUGCUGAACGGAACGCGAAUCUAAGGACGGGGUAGGAUUCGAAACACAAAUCCAGCUCAUGCUUCAUAUUGGUGCAAUGAGCCUAUUUCUUUCCAUUUUGGGGUUUAUUACGUAUUAUCGGUUUAUCUAUUCACUUGCAUUUAUUUCUUGUCGUAUCUCUCUUCUACUCUUUCUCUCUUUUUAUCUCGCUCUAUAUCCACUAUAUCAGACAAAGGAGAACAACUAAUCCUAAUCGUUACGCCACGCUUCUGUCACUGUUGGGUAAUUGUACUGUUAUCAAAAUGUUAUCAACCUAUCAUUUAACGUCAAACCAUGUUACAGAGGUCUCUCAUUACGAACAGCUUCCUGCUAAUGCUUCCUAAUCUCUCUAAUCGAGGAGAUAUAAUUAUGACACAAACAUUGUACAGACUAGUUUUUAACAUGAUUAUUAAAAUCGAAUUUGAAACUCAACCGUGUUGGUGGAAAAGACCCACUGAAUCGUACUUUUUUUUUAUUUUGCAAAAUUAAAUAGUUCACCAUUGAACAAACUACGAAUCUAAGCGUUUGCCAAAAAAUCGUCCAACCAAAAGGUCGCUGUCUGCCGCUAAAUGCCGCUUCCACGGAGCUAAUUACGUUCGCAAAUUAAGCCACACGAGCCUCUGUAUCUCCUGCUGCUAGACUAAGUGGGCAAUUGAACUGAUUUGUGCGAUAAUUAUCUCCCUAUCGGCUAUCGGAAAACAGCACUCGGUUAGUUAUAUUGGCCUCUGUAUAGGAUGGGCUUUGUUACAAAUACACGUGUAAAAACAAAACAUCGAAAUGGAAAACAAAAAAAAACAAAUCGUUUCUGUACAAUCUGUUAUUAAAUCAUUCAGAGGAAGAGUGGGGAAAGAGAGAGAGAGAGCACGAGUGCGAGGAGUCAACGGACGUUGUUCGCAAUCGAUCGAACAAUUGUGGCAAUUACGUAUGCGAUAAUCACCAUGGUAAUGGGCACGGUUUAAAAUCCGAUUUGUGUUCGCGCGUUCUUAAGUAGCGAAAUAAAAUAAAUACACGCUAAAAUAAAUAAUGCAUUCAAAACAAAAAUGAGCGAGCAGGAUAUAAAGAUAGAGAAAGAGAGAAACAAAAAAGAAGAGAUACAGAGAAUGUUAUUAGUUUUCAAGUUCCAAUCCAUCAACAAUUAAGAUUAAGCGGGGUGCAAGAUGCCAUCUACCAUAGUAAUCGCUAUUGAUCGUUUGAGAUUGCUUUUAGCAAAAAAAAGGACACCUCAUGAUUUAUAUUUUAUUACUUUCUUCCUUAUAAUUUGUAUACCACGCCAGAUGCAACGCUUGCAAUUUGCUGUGUAAACAAUUAAACAAAUGACAGUUACUACUUAAAGCUGUCAAGUUGGUUACUAAUUUUACUAUUGGUUUUCAAUCGAAUCGAACUUGAUAGUAUAAUGAACUGAACACAUUUUUCAAAUGCCAACGAAAACGUAAAAAUAAAACAGUAGAAGAAAAUCCAUUUCAUCCACAACACUGUAAAGCUCCACUCAACCAGAUCCAUCGAGCAUAUUAUAGCAGCGGACACCUAGAGUGGUUUGUCCAGUUCCAAAUACAGGUACAGACUUUUAGAACAUUUUUACAAACAAGAACGGAUUCGCGGGACCGGUUAGUGUAAUCUUUUAACCCUACCCGCUCAACCCAUCUAAAAAAAAGGCGCUCGUAAGCGUUAAAGCUGCUUUGAAUUCAAAACAUUUGCUAGCUAUCCCCAAAUUCAUCAUGAUUCAACUAAAGCUGCGCGCGUGUGCGGCGUAUACAUACGGACAAGCGACACGCAACAUAGCUGAAACCGAUCAUAUUAAUGUAAUUAUUGCGAAAGCUACUGUACGAAAAGUUAUUGUAUAAUCUUUUACUACUGCUUUUAUGAAUACUCAAAAAGCGAAAAAGAAACCCCGCGGGUGAGGAUUAAUCUACAGAAAAUAGAAAAUAAUUUUAUAAAAA
This is a messenger RNA of Anopheles funestus (African malaria mosquito), 9273 nucleotides long. RefSeq names its product kinesin-like protein CG14535. Gene Ontology annotation, biological process: microtubule-based movement. Lineage: Eukaryota; Metazoa; Arthropoda; Insecta; Diptera; Culicidae. Gene Ontology annotation, molecular function: microtubule motor activity; microtubule binding; ATP binding. The record is from RefSeq and is a predicted model, not a curated record. The transcript has 14 exons. Bases 1795 to 7134 code for a protein of 1779 amino acids.